UAUGUUGGACAAAUUUUUAAUAAACAUGGUAUGUCUAUGGAUAGGGAUAGGGUAGAAUCUCUAGUAAAUUUAAAAGAACCCACUAAUAAAGAUGAGUUGCGGCAAAUUUUAGGAUCAUUUAAUUAUGUUCGUAGAUAUGUUCCUGAGAUGGCCAGUCUGAUGUCACCUUUAUGCAAAUUAUUGAAAAAGGAUUGUGAAUUCAUAUGGUUACCUAAUCACAAGAAAGCUUUUGAAGAACUUAAGUUAAAAGUAAAUUUAUACAUUUUGCAGAUAUGUUAUCUAGAAAUAAUUUAAGUGUUACUGAACAUGAUAAAGAAAUGUUGCAAAUUGUGCACUCUGUGUCCAUACACUUGCCCAUGUCGCCUGAAAGAAAAUUAUUGUUUAGAAAAGAAACUAAUAAUGAUGAAACACUUUCAUUACUAUGUAAAUAUUAUCAUGAGGGAUGGCCAGAGGAAAACAAAGUUCCUGCUGAUUGUCAACCAUACUAUAAAUUGAGGAAUAGCAUAUACUUUCAAUCAGGGUUUGCGUUUCUUGAGGACAAAAUCAUUGUACCUAAAAAUCUCAGAUCUGAUGUAGUAAAAUUAAUACAUGAAGGCCAUAUUGGUAUUGGAAAAUGCUUGAACAGGAGUAGGAAACUGUUUUAUUGGCCAAAAAUGUCCCAAGAAAUAUAUCAAUAUGUUAUGCAAUGUCACACAUGUGAAAAGUUUAGAUCUAGAAAUUGUCAUGAACCAUUGUUACCACACAAAAUACCUAAAUUAAGAUUUAGUAAAAUAGGUGCUGAUAUAUUGGAAUUUGCUAAGAAACCUUAUCUUGUUGUUGUCGACUAUUUUUCACACUGGCUUGAACUUAUUCCUUUGCCUGACAAGUCAGCAAAAUCUGUAAUAUCAGGAUUCAUUGAAAUUUUUUCUCGAUUUGGUUUUCCUGUUGAAAUUGUGUCUGACAAUAAUCCGUUUAACUCAAAAGAAUGUUUAGAUUAUUUUAAAAGUAAGGACAUAUGUUUAACUACAAGUAGUCCUCAUUAUCCUAGAAGCAAUGGUAUGGCUGAAAAAGCAGUAGACAUUAGCAAGAAUAUCUUAAAGAAAGCUGCAGAGGAUAGUGUGGACUAUAGAGAAUAUGUAAUGUCAUAUAACAAUGCACCUUUGGCUGGAAUGGUAGUAUCUCCAUCACAAAUAUUAAAUAGUCGAACCAUGAGAACACUUGUACCAAUUACUGAAAAAGCAUUGGAGCCUGUUGUUAUUAAAAAUAUACACAAAUUGUUAAUCUUGAAGCAGUCUAUAAAUAAAUCUAAAUUUGAUAGGUCAGUCAGAAAAAAAGAGGUUAAAUUUAAUAUUGGUGAUGAAGUGGUAUAUCGUACAGGAAAGGAUGAAUAUUGGAAAAAGGGUAAAAUUGUAAAGAAAUGUAAAGAGCCUAGGUCAUACUGGGUGGAAAGAGAUGGGAGCUUUCCAAUCCGUAGAACUACAAAUCAUUUAAAAAAAUCUUUUUCAAACACUAAGCAAUUUAAGACAAGUUAUUAUAAUGAUGAUUCCAGGGCUACAGAAGACAAUACUACACUGAAUUCUGAUCCAAUGAUUUCAUCCCCUGCUCGGGUAUCUCCACCAAGAGAUGUUGUCUAUGAUAAUAAUUAUUGUACUAGAAGUGGCAGGGUAGUAAAACCACCUAACCGAUUAGAUUUGUAAUUUCGGGGGGAAGGUGUUUUAUUUAUGGUUUCGGAACUGAAUGUCAAUGUCAUCUGUCAUUCAUGUUUGAUUUUUUUACAAUAAAAAUGUGUUGUUAAUUUCUGAGAGUUUUCAAUAUU
Molecule: messenger RNA, 1795 nt
Organism: Ostrinia furnacalis (Asian corn borer)
Lineage: Eukaryota; Metazoa; Arthropoda; Insecta; Lepidoptera; Crambidae
Exons: 2
Coding region: 273-1676 (467 amino acids)
Biological process (GO): DNA integration
Molecular function (GO): nucleic acid binding
Source: RefSeq, a predicted model, not a curated record